AAUUUACAGGGUAUUUCAAUAUGUUCUUAUGGCCCCGGGUAAUUAAACUCGCAUCUUUUGUAGCUAAGCAGCUAGCGUGCCAUCUAGCUAACACUAUUAGCAACCUAGUUAGUUAAUAACAAUCGGUCAAACGCUUGAUUUUGACAGCUGUCAAUGCCACGCAUUGUUUGUCAGUUUCAGCUCCUUUACUAAAUCUUUAAAAAAUAGUGAUUCAUUUACAGCAACUUGUAUCUUUGGUGAAUAACUGACUUAAUGCUAACGUUAGAUGCAAAGGCAGUCUGUGUUGAAGCAACAUUUGCAUUAUGACAGCUGGCUGUUGACUGCCAGUUAUUGCCGUAACGCAGCAAUUAGGCCUUACUGUGAUCAUACUCAGUUCAUAUAUUUGUUCCCAAAGGGCCACAGAUCUGGUGGUCAUGAUGCAGUGCUAACACAGUUCCUACACAUUUGAAUGAGAACCGACAAUUUGGAUCCAAGAUGACGGACUCCAAGUAUUUCACCACUACAAAGAAAGGAGAGAUAUUUGAGCUGAAAGCUGAGCUGAACAGCGAUAAGAAGGAGAAGAAGAAGGAGGCUGUGAAGAAGGUCAUUGCCUCCAUGACCGUUGGGAAAGAUGUCAGUGCCCUGUUUCCAGAUGUGGUGAACUGCAUGCAGACUGACAACCUGGAGCUGAAGAAGCUAGUCUACCUGUACCUGAUGAAUUAUGCCAAGAGCCAGCCCGACAUGGCCAUCAUGGCUGUCAACACCUUCGUCAAGGACUGUGAGGACCCUAACCCCCUGAUCCGGGCCCUGGCUGUGCGUACUAUGGGCUGCAUCCGCGUGGACAAGAUCACUGAGUACCUGUGUGAGCCUCUGAGGAAAUGUCUGAAGGACGAGGACCCCUACGUGAGGAAGACUGCAGCUGUGUGUGUGGCCAAGCUCCAUGACAUCAACGCCCAGCUGGUGGAGGACCAAGGCUUCCUAGACACCCUCAAGGACCUCAUCUCUGACUCCAACCCUAUGGUGGUUGCAAAUGCUGUGGCAGCCCUGUCUGAGAUUGCAGAGUCCCACCCCAACAGCAACCUGCUGGACCUGAACCCCCAGUCCAUCAACAAGCUGCUGACGGCCCUCAACGAGUGCACCGAGUGGGGUCAGAUCUUCAUUCUGGACUGCCUGGCCAACUACACCCCUCGCGAUGACCGCGAGUCCCAGAGUAUCUGUGAGCGGGUGACCCCUCGUCUGUCCCAUGCCAACUCUGCGGUGGUGCUGUCGGCUGUCAAGGUGCUGAUGAAGUUCAUGGAGAUGCUUCCUAAGGACCUGGACUACUAUGGCACCCUGCUGAAGAAGCUGGCCCCGCCCCUGGUCACCCUGCUGUCUGCAGAGCCCGAGCUGCAGUACGUGGCCCUGAGGAACAUCAACCUCAUCGUACAGAAACGCCCAGAGAUUCUGAAGCAUGAGAUGAAGGUGUUCUUUGUGAAGUACAACGACCCCAUCUACGUCAAGCUGGAGAAACUGGACAUCAUGAUCCGCCUGGCAUCUCAAGCCAACAUCGCCCAGGUGCUGGCAGAGCUGAAGGAGUAUGCCACUGAGGUGGAUGUGGACUUUGUGCGGAAGGCAGUCCGAGCCAUCGGCCGCUGUGCCAUCAAAGUGGAGCAAUCAGCAGAGCGCUGUGUGAGCACCCUACUGGACCUCAUCCAGACCAAGGUCAACUAUGUGGUGCAGGAGGCCAUCGUGGUCAUCAAGGACAUCUUCCGCAAGUACCCAAACAAGUAUGAGAGUGUGAUCGCCACGCUGUGUGAGAACCUGGACUCCCUGGAUGAGCCGGAGGCGCGGGCAGCCAUGAUCUGGAUCGUAGGAGAGUAUGCUGAGAGGAUCGACAACGCUGACGAACUGCUGGAGAGCUUUCUGGAGGGCUUCCACGAUGAGAGCACCCAGGUGCAACUGCAGCUGCUGACAGCCAUAGUGAAGCUGUUCCUGAAGAAACCCACAGAGACUCAGGAGCUGGUGCAGCAGGUGCUGAGCCUGGCCACACAGGACUCUGACAACCCGGACCUGCGAGACCGUGGCUACAUCUACUGGCGUCUGCUCUCCACUGACCCUGUGGCUGCCAAGGAGGUAGUGCUGGCCGAGAAGCCUCUGAUCUCAGAGGAGACAGACUUGAUUGAGCCCACCCUGCUGGAGGAGCUCAUCUGCCAUAUCGGCACGCUGGCCUCCGUCUACCACAAGCCUCCCAGCGCCUUCGUGGAGGGCAGCCGCGGUGUGAUGCACAAAAGGCUCCCCGCACGCACUGGAUCAGGAGAGGGUACGGAAUGCCCAGAUGUGGGCAAUGCUGCUGGGGGCUCUGCCCCUGAAGCUGCCCCCUCUAUCAUCCCCUCCCAGGGAGACCUCCUGGGGGACCUUCUCAACCUGGACCUGGCACCCCCCACCACCACUGGUCCCACCCCCUCCACCUCCAGCAUGCAGAUGGGGGGCAUGGAUCUCCUUGGUGGAGGUCUGGACAGCCUGCUUGGAGGAGAUAUUGGUGGGAGUCCUGCGAUGGGGGCUGGUUUUGGCGCAGCUCCCGCUGUGAUGCCAGCCUCUCUAAAUGCUCCUGUGGGAGGCGGCCUUGGAGACCUCUUUGACCUCGGAGGGGGGGUUGGUAUGCCGAUGGGAGCAUACAUUCCACCCAAGACAGUGUGGCUCCCAGCCAUGAAGGCUAAAGGUCUGGAGAUCUCUGGGACCUUCGCCCGGCGUGCUGGAGUCAUCCAGAUGGAGCUGGUCCUCACCAACAAGGCCAUGAGCGUCAUGACUGACUUUGCCAUCCAAUUCAACAGGAACAGUUUUGGACUGGCCCCUGCCGGCCCACUCCAGGUCCUCACCCCUCUUGGCCCAAACCAGACCAUUGAAGUCAGCCUCCCCCUCAGCACUGUUGGGCCAGUCAUGAAGAUGGACCCUCUCAACAACCUGCAGGUGGCUGUGAAGAACAACAUUGACGUCUUCUACUUCAGCUGCCAAUACCCCAUCAGCAUGCUGUUUGUGGAAGAUGGAAAGAUGGAGCGACAGGUGUUCCUGGCCACAUGGAAAGACAUUCCUAACGACAACGAGUCUCAGUUCCAGAUCCAAGACUGUCAUCUCAACUCAGAGGCAGCCAGCAACAAGCUGCAGGGCAGUAACAUCUUCACCAUAGCCAAGCGCACGGUGGAGGGCCAGGAUAUGCUUUACAUGUCCAUCAAACUGUCUAAUGGCAUCUGGGUGCUGGCUGAGCUGAAGGUGCAGGCUGGAAACCCCAACUACACGAUCUCUCUGAAGUGCAGAGCCCCGGAGGUGUCCCAGUGUGUGUUCCAGUGCUAUGAGGCAGUGCUGAAGAACUGAACCCCUGACAGGGCUGAAGUAGGGGGGAAUCCUGAGUCAUGGGGACUGGCCCUGACUGGAGGGCGUUCCUGGACCCCCCCCGACAGGCUUCUGAAAGGCCCUUUUCUUUGUAGAAUCUCCAACCCUGCUGUCUGUGUGCCCUCCCUGGGGACCCUGGUUUCUGUUUGUUCUCUGUCACCCAAGCAUUUACCCUCCUCCACUCUACAAGUCCUUAUCUGAUUCAAACUAUGUCCAUGUUUAAAACUGCUGAGGUCUCUGGCCCACAUGAUCCCAAAGCUUUUUCUAUAGACCCAUUUUUUUUCACUCACGUCAAUAGUUGGGACUGGCCUUUGACUUCACCUUCACCUGUGGUUGUAUGUGGCUGGGUGUUUCCCAUUAACCCACCCAGUCUAGUCUGUUUUCUAUGAGACAUCACCACCCAGUCAGAUCUCCCUUAUGAUGGCUUAACCCCAUUUCAACCCCUGCUGCUCUGAUCCAGUCCGCCCACCUCCCAUGAGCCUCUAGUCCUAGGGACACCUGGGCGAUGUGUUCAGGCCGUGCUGUUAGAGGAGGCUGUGAUGCGAUUCUUUCUCGUUGUGACUGUUUCUCCUGAUCUCCCCCCGAUGCCUCCUCUUCUCAUGAUUAUCUCACCUCGCAUCUCUGCAAAUUAGUACCUAUAUUUAGUGUGUGUGUAAUUAGCAGUUCAAUCUCCACUGUCAGCAUACCUCAGUGCUUCACAUUAAAAUGUGACAGUACAGACUGUUUUUCCACAUCUCUGGGCUGUGAAAUACCUGCUGUGUUGCUGUUCUGUCACCUCACAACUUCCUCUCAAUGUCUCCACACACAUGCUCUCUCAGACACGUUCCUCCUUUUUAUUUUAAAGGGAAUUUGAUGUCCCAGCUAGUAAAAGACACUAAAUGGUCCGUGUGAGUUUCGUUUGUUGUUGGCUCAUGUCAUUGGUGUACCCAUUGUUUGUUUUUGUGUGUGCAUGUAUUUGUGUGUUGGGGUGCAUGUGUGCUAUUUGUUAUUUCCGAGGGUUGGAGUAAUGUAUAAUCACCACUACUAUAUACAAUACCUGUCUCUCCCAAAUGCAUUGCACCUUUCCUCUCCUCAUUCCAUUAUCUAUUCCUGGCUUUGUUUGUAGUGUGAUUAGAUGUUUAACUCUGGGCAGGCUAGCGAGGGCCACAGAGGUUUGGGGAUGUUUCUGCUUUGUGCUCUGUCAAUCAGUGUUCCAUGGGCUCUGCCACUUUGUUGCCUUCUCCCCUCUUAGCUGGUCAAGUACCUCUGCCACCUGUCAUAAAGUGGCUUCAAACCACCUGUAUGUUCUGUACUUUACCUGUAUAGGAAACUAACUGUAUAGGUAGCACACAUCAUGAAGUCUUUUGUAUGAAGAAAAUCAGAACAACUCAACGUCACCAUUCUUGUUUUUACCUAGUGUGUCUUUGGGGAAAUAAUUGGAUAUUUAAACCUUUGAACUCUCUGGACCAGCUCCAAAGAGGGAACUCACUAUUUUACUGCAUGGAGAUUAGUGGAUUUACAUCUGUCUGUGUGUGUGUGUGUGUGUGUUUGUGUGUCUGUCUCUGUCUGUCUCUGUCUGUCUCUGUCUGUCUCUGUGUGUCUCUGUGUGUCUCUGUGUGUGUGUGUCUCUGUCUGUGUGUGUCUCUGUGUGUGUGUGUGUGUCUCUGUGUGUGUGUCUCUGUCUGUGUGUGUGUGUGAUAAGCUGUAAAAUAGCUGAAGGUGAAAUCAAUGUUUUUUUUGACUGACUACAUCAUUUGAAACAACUAUUAAAAAUCCGAUAUAUUCACAAAUG
This is a messenger RNA of Oncorhynchus masou masou (cherry salmon), 5116 nucleotides long. RefSeq names its product AP-1 complex subunit beta-1. The record is from RefSeq and is a predicted model, not a curated record. NCBI's taxonomy places the organism in Eukaryota, Metazoa, Chordata, Actinopteri, Salmoniformes, Salmonidae. Bases 475 to 3327 code for a protein of 950 amino acids. Gene Ontology annotation, molecular function: clathrin binding. Gene Ontology annotation, biological process: intracellular protein transport; vesicle-mediated transport. The transcript has 22 exons. Gene Ontology annotation, cellular component: membrane coat; clathrin adaptor complex.